GCUAUGAAUAUCAUUAGCACCAUGCACCACCCACGUGGCCGAACCCAUAAGAAGAAGAAGGGAACAUGUUUCAAGUGGCUGUGUUCUGUCUAGGUGUUGGGGGUGCUCUGGUUGCUAUGCUGGUUAACUCACACCAGCCAGAUCCAUACAUGGAUGAGGUGUUUCACAUUCCUCAAGUUCAGGCGUACUGCCGUGGCAACUUCUCACACUGGGACCCCAUGAUCACCACUCUGCCGGGACUGUACCUAUCCAGUGUGGCGUGGCUCUCCCCUGUCUCCCGACUGCUGGGCAUGUCCACGGAGAGCCUCUGUCAAUCCCCCCUCCUCAGAGCUCAGAACCUCAUCUCCUCUCUCCUCCUAUUCCUCUGUCUCUAUUGGUUACACAGGAAACUGCACAGCACAAGCAUCUCCGUAGCUGUACUCUCCUCUGUGAAUAUGACACUGUUCCCAGUGUUGUACUUCUUCUCCUUCCUCUACUAUACUGACACGGGGGCCACCCUCCUCGUCCUACUUGGCUACGCCCUCAGCCUCAGAGGAAACCAUCUCCUGUCUGCCAUAGUGCUGUUGUUUGGUGUGUGCUUCAGACAGACGUCCAUUGUGUGGCUGGUGUUUGUGGGAGGGGCCGCUGCUGUGGAGAUCAUCGAGCCGACCUUCACCAAACACACCAAAGGAGAUCACCUGAUGCUCUCCUACCCAGCUGCCAUCGUUAAGUCCCUCCUCUCCCACCUCUUGACACUGCUCCUAACACUGUGGCCUUAUCUUGCGGUGGUGCUUCUGUUUGCUACAUUCAUUGUCUUGAAUGGCUCCCUGGUAAUGGGGGAUAAGACUCAUCACGUCCCCUGUCUCCAUCUCCCACAGCUCUUCUAUCUGGCUGUGUUCACUUGUGUCUUCUCCUCACCUCAUAUCCUCCUUCAUCACACCUCUGGUCUACUACGAGCACUGAUCACAAGACUGAAGUGGAGCCUGGCCCUUGUAUUCAUUGCACUGACUGGAGCCUUGGCUGUCCAUUAUUUCACGUACGCCCAUCCCUACCUGUUGGCCGACAACAGACACUAUCCAUUCUAUCUGUGGAAGAAUGUGUUCCGAGUACACCUGACUGUGAGGUACUGGCUCCUCCCACUCUACUCCGUCUCCAUCACCGCCAUCCUCUAUACACUCUCAAGAACUAGGUCGUUUCUCUGGAUUCUGCUUUUCACUGUCUGUUGUUUCAUGACGGUGGUGCCACAGAGGCUGCUGGAGUUCCGCUAUUUCAUCAUCCCCUACCUCAUCUACAGGCUCCACAUGCCGAGUGGCCAUGGCAACAACAUGCUACCCCUCAUGGCUGAACUGCUAUUGUACUCGUGUGUGAAUGUAUUUACACUGUAUGCCUUUCUGUAUAAACCAUUUCUGUGGCCUGACUCACAACAACUUCAGAGAUUUAUGUGGUAAAAUCACAUCUCAUAAUUAUUCAAUACUUACGACGUACAUGUAUAAUUAUGUAUAAUUAUAGUAUAAUAUUUUCUGGCACACAACUGUUUUCAACCUGUUUUUCAAUGAAAAAAUUCCUAAUGAAAACAAUACAAAAAUCAAA
This is a messenger RNA of Halichondria panicea, 1569 nucleotides long. Its product is annotated as dol-P-Glc:Glc(2)Man(9)GlcNAc(2)-PP-Dol alpha-1,2-glucosyltransferase-like. Bases 66 to 1427 code for a protein of 453 amino acids. Lineage: Eukaryota; Metazoa; Porifera; Demospongiae; Suberitida; Halichondriidae. Gene Ontology annotation, cellular component: endoplasmic reticulum. Gene Ontology annotation, molecular function: dolichyl pyrophosphate Glc2Man9GlcNAc2 alpha-1,2-glucosyltransferase activity. The record is from RefSeq and is a predicted model, not a curated record. The transcript is spliced from 8 exons. Gene Ontology annotation, biological process: dolichol-linked oligosaccharide biosynthetic process; protein N-linked glycosylation.